Messenger RNA from Umbelopsis ramanniana AG, 995 nucleotides. RefSeq lists its product as uncharacterized. The record is from RefSeq and is a predicted model, not a curated record. NCBI's taxonomy places the organism in Eukaryota, Fungi, Mucoromycota, Umbelopsidomycetes, Umbelopsidales, Umbelopsidaceae. The coding region runs from base 7 to 609 and encodes 200 amino acids. The transcript is spliced from 6 exons. Gene Ontology annotation, cellular component: cytoplasm.
AUCGCCAUGACCGAGACAGCAAAUAACCCAUCUCUAGAGGAGAUCGAAGAUGAAGAAACGCUAUUCAGGGAACUUGAGGAGGAAGAUGAUCACGAAUCUUCUCAGUUUCGAGAACGUCGUUUCCAGGAGAUUCAAGCAGAGGUGGCGAGGAGACAAAACAUGAUUGAAAAUGAUCAUGGUGCCUACGAAGAAAUAUCUACCGAAAAGGAAGUCAUGAAGCUCACGACCACAUCCAAGUAUGUUGUAGUCCACUUCUUUCACAAAGAUUUCCGACGCUGCGACAUCAUGGAUAAGCAUCUUAGGGGAUUGUCCCAAGAACACUACCAGACCAAGUUUUGUAAAAUCAACGUAGAAAAUGCACCAUUUCUAGUUGAAAAAAUGCACAUCCAAGUUCUUCCAUGCGUCAUGGCAUUCAUUGAUGGAAUUGCGCAGUCAAAGCUUGUUGGAUUUGACGAACUGGGUGGUACAGAUGGGUUCUCAACCUCCCUCCUUGAAUUUAAACUUGCGAAUGCUGGUGUAAUCAAGAGAAAGGAGACUGGAAUACAAUUUGCUUCGAAAUCCAAGUCAUUAUACCAAAACGACGAUGAUUCCGAUGACUACGACGAAUAAUUCACCAUAUCAGAGAUGACUGUAGUCUGGAAUAUUCUUCUCAACUGCUACAGCCUUUUCGCCUUGUCUUGCUUUCCGUUCUUGUCCGAUAUACAGUAAUCAUACACACUAGAUAAAUCUUUUGAAGCCCAUUUCGAAUUUCGAGAUUGUGGACUAUUGUGCACUGGGUGACGGUUCGUUUACUUCCAGAAUGGAUAAAAAACCAUCUACCGGAAGAAGUCGUCAAGUAUGAAUGUUUUAUUGGCACGCCAGAAGCGAUGCAAAGUGUAUGCGAUGUAGAAACCAAGAUCGUUCGUUUACAUCCAUCAGUGUGGUACAUCUCUGAUUCGCAAUGUUCAUUAUCUCACCUGCAGAUGACAUGGUAUCAAUAUCAAAGUAAUGUCUAC